GGAAAGGUAUGAAUUCCUAUUUCGCAAACCCGUCGCUCUCAUGCCAUUUAGCUGGUGGCCAGGAGGUUCUACCCAACGUGGCCCUAAAUUCAACCACCUAUGACCCGGUUCGGCACUUCUCGUCGUACGGCGCGGCUGUGGCGCAGAACCGGAUAUACUCAUCGCCUUUCUACUCUCCUCAAGACAACGUAGUUUUCGGCUCUGGUCGGGGACCAUACGAUUAUGGAUCAAAUGUAUUCUACCAGGACAAGGACGUCCUUCCCAGCUGCCGGCAGAGUAGUCUGGGCCAGGGUGCACAGAGUUCGCUAGGACAAGACUAUUCCACGGAGCAAGGCAGAAGUGUGACUCAGGACCCGAAGGGCAGCAUUCAGAUUUACCCGUGGAUGCAGCGCAUGAACUCUCACAGUGGAGUUGGAUACGGGUCAGACAGACGAAGAGGACGUCAGAUCUACUCCCGAUACCAAACUCUCGAACUCGAAAAGGAAUUCCAUUUCAAUCGUUACCUGACGAGACGUAGGCGCAUCGAAAUUGCAAACAUGCUCUGCCUCACUGAGCGCCAGAUCAAAAUCUGGUUCCAAAAUCGCCGUAUGAAAUGGAAAAAGGAAAGCAACCUGACCACCACCGUCACAGACGCAUCGGGGGCCGGCCAGGAGACGGGCAAGGAGGACGCUGACGAGGCGACAGACGAGAAGAAGGAGUAAGCGUCGCCUUCGACAAGCAUUAGUGCAGUACAGUCAACAAUCGUGAUGUACGGAUAACGUAAACUACCUAUUGACUACCUUUCGUUUGGCACAACUCAUUGACAUGAAAGAAGACAUGGAGUGCUUUAAAAUUCGAUGCGUACUCAUCAGCCUAUGCUCUACCAUUCCU
This is a messenger RNA of Alosa sapidissima (American shad), 870 nucleotides long. RefSeq names its product homeobox protein Hox-C6-like. The transcript is spliced from 2 exons. Bases 9 to 701 code for a protein of 230 amino acids. The record is from RefSeq and is a predicted model, not a curated record. Gene Ontology annotation, cellular component: nucleus. NCBI's taxonomy places the organism in Eukaryota, Metazoa, Chordata, Actinopteri, Clupeiformes, Clupeidae. Gene Ontology annotation, molecular function: DNA-binding transcription factor activity, RNA polymerase II-specific; RNA polymerase II cis-regulatory region sequence-specific DNA binding. Gene Ontology annotation, biological process: regulation of transcription by RNA polymerase II; anterior/posterior pattern specification.